AUGGCACGUGCUCCUGAUAAGAUUAAGUCGAUUGAUGGAUCAAAAGAAACUCUGAAACUUGCUGUAAGGAUCACUAAUCUUUGGUUCAUUGGGAUCCCCAGCAAGUCCGAACAGGUUGAAAUGGUUAUUGUUGAUUCUGAUGGAGAUGAAAUCCAUGUUGUUUGUAAACAAGAUCAGCUAAAGUCUUGGAAGGCUAAUUUGAAGGAAAGUUCUACUUAUGUCAUGCAUAAUUUUAAAGUGCUAAAGAAUGAUGGUCAAUUCAGAGUCUGUAAUCAUCCAUAUAAAUUAGCUUUUACUGGAGUUACUAUUGUUAGGCAAUCCGAUUUGGAUUCCCUUCCUUUUAGGAAAUUUAAAUUUGAUGAUUUUUCUAAUGUCAUUGCUGGUGAUUUUCAAACUGGCCUGUUGGUUGAUAUUAUUGGUGUGGUUGAUGAAGUGGUGUUCCAGCAUUUCUUAGCUUACUUGAAAGACUUUGAAGAUGUUAGGCCCAUUGUUAUCCUUUUGACACAUGCCAGAAUCAAAGAAGGGCAGGGAUCAUAUCCAACCUCAAUGAGUAAUUCUUUGAAAGCUUCAAAACUAAUGAUCGACGAACUUGUGUUGGAAAUAGAAGAGUUCAGUGAGAGGCUUUUUGAUUCAAGAAUUGAGGUCAAAUCAGUUUUGGCGCCUCCUGGCCGAACCAAUUCACAGCUUUCAGGAUCGAGUCAGUUAUCAUCGAAGAAUGCAUUUCUUUCAAGGGCUGAAGCAAAAAGCAUUUGCCAAAUUAAUGCCAUUUUGGAGGUCAUGCUCUUAUUUAUAUUCACCGUUGACCUGGGGAAUUAA
Glycine soja is the source of this 816-nucleotide messenger RNA. RefSeq lists its product as uncharacterized. Lineage: Eukaryota; Viridiplantae; Streptophyta; Magnoliopsida; Fabales; Fabaceae. The record is from RefSeq and is a predicted model, not a curated record. The transcript has 6 exons. Bases 1 to 816 code for a protein of 271 amino acids.